AGACUGCGUGCGUGAGUGGGAGGUGGCAGGCCUCUGACUCUGGCCUUCCCGGCUGACUGUUCCAGCGCGACGUCUCCAGCCAUGAACCGGUUUGGUACCCGGUUGGUGGGAGCCACCGCGACCCCGUCGCCGCCGCCGAAAGCCCGCAGCAAUGAAAACCUCGACAAAAUAGAUAUGUCUUUGGAUGAUAUUAUCAAGUUGAAUCGAAAGGAAGGAAAGAAGCAGAAUUUUCCAAGACUGAAUAGACGACUCCAGCAAACUAGUACUCGGCAAUUCAAGAUGAGAGUACGGUGGGGGAUCCAGCAAAACUCUGGUUUUGGUAAAGCUAGUUUGAGCCGUAGAGGAAGAGUAACACCUGGAAAGAGACGUCCUUAUGGAGUUAUGACCGGUCUUGCGGCUAGGAAAGCAACUGGAAUUCGAAAAGGGAUUAGUCCUAUGAAUCGUCCACCUCUAAGUGACAAGAAUAUAGAACGAUAUUUUCCAGUGUUAAAAAGGAAGGCAAAUCUUCUGAGACAAAAUGAAGUACAAAGGAAACCCGUUGCCGUUCUCAAGAGACCUAACCAGUUAAACAGAAAAAAUAACAUCCCAGCUAAUUUUACCAGGAGUGGAAAUAAAUUAAGCCAUCAGAAAGAUACUCGUCAGGCAACUUUUCUUUUUAGAAGAGGCCUAAAGGUUCAGGCCCAGUUGAACACAGAACAACUGCUAGACGAUGUAGUAGCAAAGAGAACUCGUCAAUGGCGUACUUCCACUACAAAUGGAGGAAUUUUAACUGUAUCCAUUGACAAUCCUGGAGCAGUGCAAUGCCCAGUAACUCAGAAACCACGAUUAACUCGGACUGCUGUACCUUCUUUCUUAACAAAACGGGAGCAAUCUGAUGUUAAGAAAGUUCCUAAAGGUGUCCCUCUACAAUUUGACAUAAAUAGUGUUGGAAAACAGACAGGGAUGACUUUGAAUGAACGGUUUGGAAUCCUAAAGGAACAAAGAGCCACUUUGACAUUCAACAAAGGAGGAAGCCGCUUUGUAACUGUAGGAUAGAUCACAUGUCAAAGGAACUUUUGAUUGAUGACUCUGGUUGAAAAGUUGGAUUGCUUGAAGAGUUCAUCACAGAAAUUCAAGAAACUUUACUUCAAAAUAUUCACAAGGCUAAAUAACUCUUUAUUUUUGAAGUUUUUUUAAAACAUGUAUAAAAUAAUGCCCUGAAAUAAUAACAGGGAAUAUACCUAUCUCUUCUUAAAGAUUUCACGGUUGGCCCAUAUGGAACAGUUCUGUUUACUUCUUUGGUUCCUCAUGCAGCAGAAGGAAGACAGAAAGAUAGAAAUUGAUUAUUUUUAUGAUAGUGGUAUUUAGGAUCUCAUCACCUUUGCUCAUUUUUUUAGAUUUCACUGUGGUGAAUCUUGGUCUUCAGAAAUCUGAGUAGGUCCCUUUGUUACUGUCACUGAUCCUUUAUUAGUGCGGAUGUAAAAAGUGCAGUUGCCUUUUCUCCAAUAGAUAUAUUUUUUAAAAAUCUUAUGAGAAUUUCGGUUUUGGCUUUUAAGAUGUAUGGAAAUAUUUGGAACUUGGUUCAUUUUUCAGGUAGUGUUAGAUUAAACCCCCAGAGUUGUAAAUCUUUAGUGAUGAACUUUUAACAAGAAAUGUGGCUCUUGGCAUUAUUCUCAGUUUAAAAUAUUGGCAUUUCAAGGCUGUAAAUGCAUAUUUACGAAGUUAUCUGAUAGGGCGUUGGAGAAGAUCUGAUGUAAAAACCUGACAGUUUUCUGUUUUAUUAAAUGAAGAAAGCAUUUAAUGAAAGGAAAGUAGUAAGUUGAAGGACCAGAAACUUAAGUGAAAAACUUCAAAAUCCAGGUUAUAGGUAUACUUUUUGGAAUUAGUGAAGUCUUUCUAAUGUCCACUAAUUCUUGACAGGUAAUACUAUAAAAGCCUUAUAAUUUUAAAAAUGAAUUGAGUCCCGUAGAUAUUUUGAUAGUAAAAUUAAUAGCCAUAAAGUACUACAAUUCUUAUUCAAAAGUUAAAAUUUAUAAAUUUUAAAGCUUGCUAAAUUAAACAGUUUAUAGCUCCCGAAACAAAAAUAUACUGUAAAUGUAACAAAGAAAAAAAUGCAGAAUUGUAAUAGAAUUACAUUAUAACCUUGUAUACCUUUCACUUUGAUUUCCUGUAAAAUACAAAGUUCAAAUAUAUGAGGAAAGUUUUUUCCCUACUUUGGAGGGGUGGAGGGAGUAAUUCUAUGGUGCCAAGAUAGUGCUAUGAGUCCCCAGCUAGUUGUAUACUAUAAAUUAUAGUAAAAUGCCAAAAUCCAGCAAAAUGCUCCAGCUACAAGUUUAGAAGUUUGGUCGUUUUGAAACUUGACCUUUUGGUUUCCUUUGAUGUUCAAACCUCUAAGGAAGUAUUAAGUUUCUCUGGCAUAUAUUAUUAGUGUUGACUUUUCCUAUAAAACAAAACAUUUAGGUUAUCACUUCUGCCUACCUUGCAUUGUAUACUACACAUCAUUGUCUCAUGCUCCUUGGUUUACUUACUGGUUUAUGCUAGUCAUGGAAAGUUAUCAGUAACAGUUUCAUGCUUAUACCAAAGAAUUAUAUCUGAUCCUUACUAUCUGGUAUUCUGCCAGUACUUCUACUUGAUAAGGGAUUAUUGGAAACCGGUCACAGAAUUUGAAAAUAAACAUAAUUCUCCUUAGCUAUUCGGUACUUUUCAUAGAGGCCAAGGACUCAUUGCAAAACAUUUUUCAAGUUUAAAUACUUACAUUGGACCCAAGAACAAUACAUUUCAGACAAGUUUAGAAUUGCUGGUAUCUUAUUUUAAAGCAAAGGAAAAACAACUGGGCAUGAGUUUUCUGUUUUUAGAACAGUUUGUGGAAAAACAGUAUAAAAGUAUUCUCAUUUUUCUGUUAUUUUAAAUAUUAUUAUAUAGAGGUAUUAUUAAUGCCAUUUUUUGGAAAACCCGAAGAAUUGCCCCAAAUGUUGAAAGUAAGUGCAUCAAAUAACAAAGUGUCUUUGGUAUAUUAAACUUGUUCUUCAUGCAUCUGUAAUUUAAUUUUCUUUCAAAUUUUUCCUAAAUUAAAACUCUUCUGAGUGCUAACAUGUUGGAUAUAAACAAAAACAUACAAUGUUGAAAGAAAAUAUCCUUCCUUGGAAUGUCAUUGUAGUUAUCCUUGUUCAGUUCUUAAAGUUUGUUUUUGUUUUUGUUUUUAUUUUAACAGGAUGCAAUUUAAAAUUUCCUUUGCAUCAAGGUGUAUGCAAAACAUUGAUGCAGUGCAUCACAAAAUGAAGUUUGUAUUUAAUGAGGAGGUGCUUUACACUGUACUUUUUGGUGUUUUUUGGAAAAGUUACAUUUAGAUCUAUUCUGAAGCUGUUCAUUUUUAACAAAUAAAAUGUAACAGGUUUCACAUGAUUUAUUCUUAGCUAUGAAGAUUGAGUUGUGGUUUUUAGAUUGUGUUAUAUUAUAAACAACUUUGUAGUAAUUAUUUACAUAUAUAGUUUUUAGGAUUUGAAGUGUUAACUACCAGCUCAAUUGUGAAGAACUUUUAUUUACAUUUAUAACUUUUAGGAACUGGAAAGUUACCUACCAGCUAAAUUGGCAAAUCAGUCUAGUCUCUUCUAUUGGCUUCCUUUUAACUCCUUUUGACCAUUUCAUUCAUAGCCUCCUAUAGGAGGUAUCCAGGAGUAAUUCAAAGAAGGAAAUCAGAUUACUUACAAUGAACCUUUAUCGAUCACCCAGUUUUAAUUCUUCUUUUUACAUCUUAAUAAAGUGAGACCCAAUAUA
Marmota flaviventris (yellow-bellied marmot) is the source of this 3753-nucleotide messenger RNA. It is a transcript of the gene Fyttd1, whose product is annotated as forty-two-three domain containing 1. Gene Ontology annotation, cellular component: nuclear speck. NCBI's taxonomy places the organism in Eukaryota, Metazoa, Chordata, Mammalia, Rodentia, Sciuridae. Gene Ontology annotation, biological process: mRNA export from nucleus. The record is from RefSeq and is a predicted model, not a curated record. Gene Ontology annotation, molecular function: mRNA binding.